Westerdykella ornata is the source of this 2365-nucleotide messenger RNA. RefSeq names its product Pkinase-domain-containing protein. Gene Ontology annotation, cellular component: nucleus. The transcript has a single exon. Gene Ontology annotation, biological process: protein phosphorylation. The record is from RefSeq and is a predicted model, not a curated record. Bases 191 to 1933 code for a protein of 580 amino acids. Lineage: Eukaryota; Fungi; Ascomycota; Dothideomycetes; Pleosporales; Sporormiaceae. Gene Ontology annotation, molecular function: cyclin-dependent protein serine/threonine kinase activity; ATP binding.
CGCACAAUAGGAUGAGGACGGCACAAUAACAGGCGCCUCAAUCACACACUCUCUCAUGGCAGCGGUCGCGACUGCGGCCCCAUCCGCCCAACUCCACCACCAACUCCUUUAUCAACGACGCGCCCCUUGAUCUACGAUAUCUCAAACCCGAUCAGGUGUCCUGUCUAAACCUCCGCACGCCGCCGCGGCCAUGGCGACCACGACGACGAUGAAAGAGCCACCCAAGGGUAUCACGCGCCGCUUCAUCGGCUGCUCCAAGAUUGGCGAGUACGAACUGCUUCAGAAGUUGGGCGAAGGCACUUUUGGCGAAGUACACAAGGCGCGACACCGAUUCUCAGGCAAGGUCUACGCGCUAAAAAAGAUAUUGAUGCACAAUGAGAAGGACGGGUUUCCCAUCACGGCAUUACGGGAGAUCAAACUGCUCAAGAUGCUGUCUCACGAUAAUGUGCUGAAGCUGGAGGAGAUGGCUGUGGAGAGGCCCAAAGCGGAGGGAAGAAAGAGGGCUAUCUUGUACAUGGUCACACCAUAUAUGGACCAUGACCUGUCUGGAUUGCUUGACAACCCCGAAGUCAACUUCUCCGAGGCGCAGAUUAAGUGCUACAUGCUCCAGCUCUUUAAGGGCCUCCACUAUCUCCACGACAACAAUAUCCUCCACCGCGACAUGAAGGCCGCCAACUUGCUCAUCAAUAACCGAGGUCGGCUCCAGAUCGCCGACUUUGGGCUCGCCCGUACCUACGAUGGACGUGUGCCUCAGCGCGGAAAGGGCAAUGGGGAAGCCACUCGUGACUACACCAGCCUGGUCGUGACGAGAUGGUACCGGCCCCCCGAGCUGCUCCUCCAACUCCGCCGAUAUACUCCUGCGAUCGAUAUGUGGGGCGCCGGUUGUGUCUUUGGUGAGAUGUUCAAACGCAAGCCGAUCCUGGCUGGACAGAGCGACCUUCAUCAGCUGCAGAUCAUCUUCGAGCUUGUGGGCACACCGACCGCCCAAACCAUGCCGGGCUGGGAGCAGCUACCGGGCGCUGAGACUGUGAAGAACUCUCAGCCGACGAAUGGCAAUCUUACAGGCCAAUUCCACCAUUUGAACUCGGCUGGCCUGUCCCUCCUGAGCGACCUGCUCCGCCUGGACUGGCGAAAGCGUAUCAACGCGAUUGACGCCAUCGAACACCCUUACUUCAAGACUGAGCCGCUGCCGAUGCGCGAGGAAGAAAUCCCGAAAUUCCAGGACUCGCACGAGCUGGACAGACGCAAUGCACGUGGCCAGAAGCGCGUCUUGCCUCCCGCUCCCGCUGGCGGCACUGUAGGCGGGGGACCGAAUGGUGAAUGGGCUGGAACUGGACCUCCUCAAACCGGACCUCACUGGGAUCGUUCCAGGUAUCCCUCGCAGGAUCGAGGCCCGCCAGGUGUUGAUCGUGCGCGCGGUCCCUAUGACAGACGGCCCCCUCCAUAUGACAAUCGAGGUCCGCCGCCGCCCUAUGACAACCGGGGACCGCCUCCUCCGCCGCCGAGGCAUGGACCGCACUGGGGCGGAGGUGCAGACCGUGGACCACCUCCUCACCAGGGCGAUGGGCGGUAUCCUCCAGGACAUGCACCUCGCUAUGGCUAUACUGACCGUGACCGACCUCCGCGACACAUGGACAAAUAUGUGCCUAGCUACCGCGACGGCGAUGGACCGCGGCCUCGAGAGGAAAGACGUUCUCGCGAUCCUGACGACCGGGCGAGGGAUGUACGAAGGGGUUCAGCGGAUUCCGGGCAUUCUCGCGAAGGCUACAGAGAUGAUAGAUCUGAUCGUGGAAGGGCGUACAGGGAUAGGGACCGCCCGGGUGACUCGCGCAACUUUGGAAGAGACCGGAGAGAUGGGAGGACGCGAUCCCGAAGUCCAGAGCGGCGUGACAACAGGAAUCGCGACCGCGAGCGGGACAUUUACAGACGCUAGGAACGUCCCACGAGGGAGACGAAGAAUGCAGCAAGGCCGGAAGGAUCUCUGUUUGCGGACAGACGCGAUAUGCUGGCAGGACGCUACGGGAUGGGUUCUGCAAUCAUCCCACACUCUCUCUGUGUGUGGUGUUGGCGUUUGGGUACACGGGGGGAAUUGGUCAGGUUCCACGGACUGUGACUACUAUGAAUUGGCGUUUGGAGGGGAGGAUACUAUGCAUUUGCAGGGCGCAUUACGAGAUGGGGUUUCCCGGAGGACACUUUAUUGGUCAGAGCGAGAGGAUGCGGGAGUAUAUCUGUUCUGUCUGCUUGUACAUGUCCAUCUGACCGGCACAUUGGUGAGGAAAGUAAUGGCAUUGGCUUCCGGUAGGUGAAGUAGGGCCAGUGAUUAUAUACCGAUUAUUGUUCGACAACGAAUUUCUAUACACGGGAU